UUCGUAAGCUGUAACAUCAUUUAUUUCAGAAUUGAAACAGGUAUUGACGCAAUUUAUAAAGAAAAGAAGAUGCUUCAAUUAUUUGUCAUUGCUAUCACGUGCUCCGUAGCUCAUGGUAUGACUUACACGGCGUGUACGAGUGGAGGGAAGUACUUGGAGUCGGCAUUUGCUUGCGAGGACAUAUCGCCUGCAGCUGUCUGCACAAAAUUUUACUUCAAGGCUAAUAUGGCAAAGGCUGGCGAUACAGGGGAAAGGCACCCAAACUGUUAUACGGAUGGAACUGCUGCUUCUCCUACAGCAAACAAAGAAAUUCUGCAGGCUGCAUUGGAUUCAUGUCCAAAGACUUGUGGCUUAUGCUGCAUGAGUGCCAAGUUUGACUGUGAGGAUGACAAAAACUUUGGUUGUGCCAAAAUGGCAGCAUUGCCAAAACGAAAAUUGGGUCCAGGCUUUCCAAUUGGCAGAGAAAUGUCCGAAAACGUGUGGGCUGUGCGACCAGAAAAACCCAGGAUGCGAAGAUAUACUGGAUGGUUGCGAGAAAUCUCUGUGCAGCGAUAAAAAUUACAGGGAUAUAAUGCAGGAACAGUGCAAAAGAACAUGCGAGUAUUGUGAUGAUGAGACAAUCACCACUAAACCACCAACCACUAUUGUUUCUACUUCCGCUUCAAAGGAGGCCACCACAACUGUGCCUUGUGGAAAAGACGACAGAUGUGAGAAAUGGGUGAAGAAUAAGUUCUGUGACAACACUGGUUAUGAUUAUGAGACGAAGAAGAAAUUCUGUGGCCAACUUUGCGGUUUAUGUUAAGCCCAGACACAGGCAAACUCAAAUCACCUAUCCACGCAUUGGUUGUAAAGGUGUUUGUGUUCAAUGAA
Messenger RNA from Cylicocyclus nassatus, 870 nucleotides. Lineage: Eukaryota; Metazoa; Nematoda; Chromadorea; Rhabditida; Strongylidae. The record is from the annotation of a GenBank genome assembly.